Molecule: messenger RNA, 540 nt
Organism: Dicrocoelium dendriticum
Lineage: Eukaryota; Metazoa; Platyhelminthes; Trematoda; Plagiorchiida; Dicrocoeliidae
Source: the annotation of a GenBank genome assembly
AUGUCAACGAAAAAUGAGCAGUAUUCGGUUGUAUUUCAGGUCGAAGAAGAUCCCCAAUGGACUCGUUACCUCUCUAUUAUGAGCAUAAAAGCUUUCGGUGAUGAGAUUGCUCUUUCGUAUUAUGCAUUCGGAUUUCUUAUCUACUACGCUACCGGACAGGCCUUCCGUCAUCGCGUGCAUUAUCUACUGCGUCGGUUGCUGAACAGCUGCGGUUUCCACUGCAAGCCAAUUAUGCGGCUUGGUGUUAGUGAUGAUUUCGAAUUUGUCCCUAACAAGCGAAGAGCAGUAAGAGGACAGACUGCCGGUACAGAACUUCGUUGCACUGCGGUACCCAUUGAAAAUUCCCCGCCACAAGUGACCAACGCAGUACAACCAAGGUCUCAGUUGGGGUGCUUGAACAACUCAGAACCCAUGUCAUCACUCGCCUCCUGGCAAGACACACAGGCCGGUUGCGUGGAGGUGCUAGCAAAGAAGCAUAAUCAAAAUCACACUUCCCAAGCUUUGCAUCCAUCUGCUGCAGAAAAGAGGCACAACGUCUGA